Molecule: messenger RNA, 3474 nt
Organism: Jaculus jaculus (lesser Egyptian jerboa)
Lineage: Eukaryota; Metazoa; Chordata; Mammalia; Rodentia; Dipodidae
Gene: Slc9a9
Product: solute carrier family 9 member A9
Exons: 16
Coding region: 149-2077 (642 amino acids)
Biological process (GO): regulation of pH; sodium ion transport; proton transmembrane transport
Cellular component (GO): recycling endosome; membrane
Molecular function (GO): sodium:proton antiporter activity
Source: RefSeq, a predicted model, not a curated record
CCAGAGCAGAAUGCUAGUGAAGUCACGACUAAAGUGGCAGGGCUUAUUCUGACGUCGUCGUCUGGCCAGCCACCGGCAGUCCUGGGCGAGCCUUCAUCAACAGCCCUCCUCCAGGGUCUAAUCUGAGCCCCUGAAGCCAGCAGGGAGCAUGAGGCGGCAGCUGAUGGCUGGGAAGGACGGGGAUCGGUUUCAGCAUCAGGGAGCCGUGGAGCUGCUUGUCUUUAAUUUCUUGCUCAUCCUUACCAUUCUGACAAUCUGGCUAUUUAAAAAUCAUCGAUUCCGCUUCUUGCAUGAAACUGGAGGAGCGAUGGUGUAUGGUCUCAUCAUGGGUUUAAUUCUACGCUAUGCUACAGCACCCACUGAUACUGAGAGUGGAACAGUCUAUGACUGUGGACCACUGUCCUUCAGCCCAUCCACUCUGCUGGUGAACAUCACUGACCAGGUGUAUGAAUACAAGUACAAGCGAGAAAUCAGCCAGCACAACAUCAGCCCGCACCAGGGCAACGCCAUCCUGGAAAAGAUGACAUUUGACCCAGAAAUCUUCUUCAAUGUUUUAUUGCCUCCAAUUAUAUUCCACGCAGGAUAUAGUCUCAAGAAGAGACACUUUUUUCAAAACUUAGGAUCUAUUUUAACAUAUGCCUUCUUGGGAACGGCCAUCUCCUGUAUCAUCAUAGGGUUAAUUAUGUAUGGCUUUGUGAAGGCCAUGGUGAGUGCUGACCAGCUGAAAAAUGGAGACUUUCAUUUCACUGACUGUUUAUUUUUUGGUUCACUGAUGUCUGCUACAGACCCAGUGACUGUGCUGGCCAUCUUUCAUGAACUACAUGUGGACCCUGAUCUGUACACACUUCUAUUUGGGGAGAGCGUGUUGAACGACGCAGUGGCCAUAGUCCUUACAUACUCUAUAUCCAUUUACAGUCCCAAGGAGAAUCCAAAUGCAUUUGACACGGCGGCAUUCUUCCAGUCUGUGGGGAAUUUCCUGGGGAUCUUCGCUGGCUCGUUUGCCAUGGGAUCUGCAUAUGCAGUUGUCACAGCACUGUUGACCAAGUUUACCAAGCUGUGUGAGUUCCCGAUGCUGGAGACGGGCCUGUUUUUCCUCCUCUCGUGGAGUGCCUUCCUGUCUGCGGAGGCCGCUGGCCUCACAGGGAUAGUUGCUGUUCUCUUCUGUGGAGUCACACAGGCACAUUAUACCUACAACAAUCUGUCACCAGAUUCCAAAAUGAGGACUAAACAGCUGUUUGAAUUUAUGAACUUCCUGGCCGAGAACGUCAUCUUCUGUUACAUGGGACUGGCACUGUUCACCUUCCAGAACCAUAUUUUUAAUGCUGUUUUCAUACUUGGAGCCUUUCUAGCCAUUGUUGUUGCCAGAGCCUGCAACAUCUACCCCCUAUCCUUCCUCCUGAAUCUGGGCCGGAAACAGAAGGUGCCCUGGAACUUUCAGCACAUGAUGAUGUUUUCAGGUUUGCGAGGAGCAAUCGCAUUUGCUUUAGCUAUUCGCAACACGGAGUCUCAGCCCAAGCAGAUGAUGUUCACCACCACCCUGCUCCUCGUGUUCUUCACCGUCUGGGUGUUCGGAGGAGGAACGACCCCCAUGCUCACAUGGCUUCAGAUCAGAGUCGGUGUGGACCUGGAUGAAUAUGUGAAAGAGGACCCCUCUUCACACCAGGAAGCAAAUAAGUUGGAUAAAAACAUGACAAAAACAGAAAGUGCUCGACUCUUCCAGAUGUGGUAUGGCUUUGACCACAAAUACCUGAAACCCAUCUUAACCCACUCGGGUCCUCCACUGACCGCCACGUUACCUGCAUGGUGCGGCCCGCUCUCCAGGCUGCUCACUAGUCCCCAGGCCUAUGCGGAACACCUAAAAGAGGAUGAUGUAGAAUGCAUUGUAAACCAGGAUGAACUUGCCAUGAAUUACCAGGAGCCAAGCCCUUCAGCAGGCAGGCCUCCCACAAAGCUAAGUCUGGACAAGAAAGCCUCACCCCAGACGCCAAGCAAAGAGAACCUCUAUGAGGGAGACCUCGGCCUUGGAAGCUAUGAGCUCAAACUUGAGCAGACUCCAGGUCAAUCACAGAUGGAUUAAUUGGCAAGAUCAGUGCAGAAGCCAUCACAAGUAAUGUGAGACUGCUGAGGAAGGCCAGCCCAGCUGGGGAGGUGUGGCAGCGAGAGCAUCAAUUGGAGAGAAUCAAAACCUUGCCACAGUACCCUCUCGUGCCUUCAGAAAAGAGAAUUUGUUACCUUCCCUCUUUGUUAUACAACAUAAUUUAAUUGUCUGAUGGCAGCUGGCUUUACUGCUGGAUUGGGUGGGGGGCCAGGGGUGUCAGGUCUAGCUGUCAUCGGGCUGAGUCUGCAGGUUCCCAUUCGGCAGGCAGCUCUCCAUCCAGGUCCUUCACCUGGACUGUGGAUUCGACCCCCUUCUUCGUUACAGAGUGUUAAUAAGAGGAAAAUAGCUUCUGAGUGUAAAAAUGAUGCGCCUGUGGGGGCAGUAAGUGAUAAGUCUUAUCUUUUCAGACACGACUCCACUUGUUCUAAUGACCCAGGACCAUACACAGGUUCCGGUUAAUGCCCAGUGCCCACUGGUGCUGGCCUCAGAAAAAUUCCCUGCUGUCCUUGAUGAUGUCCUUUACACACUGUGCCUCGACUGCGCCAAAGGGCUGCUUGUCACUAGGUGUGUCUACACCAGGUUCAGUGCCUCUUUCCCCUUUGGGAGAAUCCCUUCCAGAGAAAGCUGGUUUCUUUUCCACACUCCAUGUUCUGUGUGAGGAUGCGCCUGCCUUCCUCACCUUGCUUGCUUACAUUAGAGCCACUCUUGUGUCCAUAGUAGGUUCCCUCUGCAUGCUGGGUAGUCAGAGUUUACAGCACCUGUUGCUGUCCACGUGGGGGGAGGAGACUUGCAAGAGCCCCAAUCUUUCCCACGUUCAGCACUGGGAGCUGCUUGGCAGCAGAGGCGCUAAGGGAGUGAGGCUGAUGGCAUUUGGGUCACACUGAGGAUCCAAGGACAAGCAUCAGGACACCCCCCAUCCCAGCAUGGUUCAUGGCUGCAUUGAAAAGAACAAUGCUAUAGUUUCUAAUUCAGCUGCAUGACCUGUGCCUUUGAAGCCCUAAGAUACCUCAAGCCUAGCUUUUCUGGGAAAGCAGAGCCUCACAGUAGGCUCCAAAGAGCAGGCUCCACAUGUAGGUGCCCAGGAUAGACGGCUGGGUCUGCUUUUGAGGAAGUUGGGAAUAAUGUCUUCCUCGGGCUCAGAUCUUAAAACUAACGCAUGCUUUGCUGACCACUAACCAAGUAUAAGGACUUGAACCUUAACCUGUGGUGCCAGGCAUACUGCUGUGCAUGUCAGCUUUCUUGCUUCCAAAUAGUAGGAUCUGGGGCACAAAUUGUUUUAUACUCAAUUCAGUGUAAUUUUGCCAUUGCAAGCCAAUAUGGCAGACAGGGAAGUUUUCUAAUCUGACUUCAUCCUAAUAAAAGUUUAUUACAGAGCA